AUGCCUGCCGCCGUGGCCCAUUCCCAUAGGCCAACCACCAAGGUCACCCACAAGGCCUUCAAGUCCAAGGCCGCCUCCAAGCACGAGUUGCGAGACCGUGCCAAGGGCCGGGUACCCAACGAGAAAGGAUCGCGAAAGACGCCGCAUCAACAAGUCAUGUCCAAGUUUGACCGACGAAACCAGGCCAAGCAGACCCGCCUUACCAAGCACAAGGAGCACCUCAAGAGCUCCUCUAUUUUCAACAGCCGCGAGGGCGCCCCCAGAAUCGUUGCCGUCCUGCCGCUGUGUGCCGAUGGUGAUGCCGCCGCCGCCAUCGAGCAGCUGAAUGGCAGCUUAGACAUUACGGCCAGUGUUCAGCCCGGAAACUUUCGAGUCCCCGUCGACCGCUUCAAGCAGAAGCUCCAAUAUAUCCCCCUCCAGCGCGAUCUCACUGAGUGCCUCGAUGCUACUCGUGUUGCCGACUUUGUCGUCGUCGUGCUCUCUGCGUCCGUCGAAGUCGACCCUCUUGGCGAGCUCAUCUUGCGCGCAGUCGAGAGCCAGGGUUUGUCUACACUCUUCACCGUCGUUCAGGGUCUAGAAAAGAUUGAGCCCGCCAAGCAGCGCCCUGGCGUCGUCAGCUCUCUCAAGUCCUUCAUUACGCAUUUCCACCCCGAGCAGGAGAAGGUCUUCAAUCUCGAAAAUAGACAAGAAUGCGCCAAUUUGAUGCGCUCGCUAUGCAGCACAACGCCCAAGGGGGUAAGAUGGAGGGAUGAGCGCAGCUGGAUGCUCGCUGAGGAUAUUCAGUUCGCCAACACCGAAUCGGACUCGACGGUCAUUACUGGUGUGGUCCGUGGUCGGGGCCUCAAGGCCGAUAGGCUGGUGCAAGUUGGUGACUGGGGUACUUUUCAGGUUGAAAAGAUUGUCGCUGCGCCGCUCUCCAAACAUGGCAAAGGCAAUGCUACGCAAUCGGCCGAGGACGAGGCCAGCCAGUUGCUCGACGAGCCCAGCGACGAUCGCGAUGACCUGAACGAAUUGGCUCCUGAGGACGUCGUCAUGGAUGCUGACGAGCCUGAGGAAGAUCCUGCCGCCCCCAAGAAGGGUGUGCUUCUUGACGACCACCACUACUUCUCUGACGAGGAAGAGGAGCAAAAGGCAGAGCAAGAAAGGAGAAAGGUUCCCAAAGGAACAUCCAAGUACCAAUCGGCCUGGUAUCUCGAGGAUGUGUCUGACUCCGAGUCAGACAUGGAAGACAUGGAAAUGGAGGACAGCCACGCCGACGAGUACGAAGCCGCUCCGGAAGACGGCAUUGAGGGCUAUGCUCAGCCAGAGCCCACGGAAGCUGGUCCUUCUGAGUACCCCCAGUCGGAGAUGAUGGAGGAGCUAGACGAGGCGGCCGACGCCGAGCAGCUGGCCCAGUACCGCUUGAAGAAGCGUGACGAGGCCGAGGACGACAAGGAGUUCCCCGACGAGAUCGAGCUGCACCCACACGUGCUCGCACGCGAGCGCCUUUCUCGCUACCGCGGCCUCAAGAGCCUGCGCACCAGCGUGUGGCAGGAGGACGAGGACCGCGCCCACGAGCCCGAGGACUGGCGCCGGCUCCUGCAGAUCCCAGACUACGCCUCGUCCAAGUCGCGCGCCGUCCGCGAGGCCCUCGUCGGCGGCGUCGAGCCCGGCACGCGCGUGCAGGUGUUCGUCAAGGGCAUGGCCCCGAGCCUGGCGCAGUCCCACAAGCCGACGUCGCACGUCACGCUCUUCUCGCUCUUCCGCCACGAAAACAAGAAGACGGCCGUCAACUACCUCUUCAACCUCAGCACCGACUACGGCAAGUCGGUCAAGUCCAAGGAGGAGAUCAUCGUGCAGUGUGGCCCGCGCCGCAUGGUCAUCAACCCGCUCUUCUCGCAGGCCGGCACCACACCCAACGACGUGCACAAGUACGCGCGCUACCUGCACCCCGGCGGCAGCGCCAUCGCCACCUUCAUGGGCCCCGUCACCUGGGGCGCCGUCCCCGUGCUCUUCUUCAAGCGCACGACGCCCGGUGAAGUCCUGCAAGAGGGAGAUGGCCCGAGCCCCGGCCUAGCCCUCAUCGGCACCGGCACCGCGCUGCCGCCGUCGACCAACCGCGUCGUCGCCAAGCGCAUCAUCCUGACGGGCCACCCGUACCACAUCAACAAGAAGAUCGUCACCAUCCGCUACAUGUUCUUCAACCGCGAGGACGUGGAGUGGUUCAAGGCCAUGCCGCUGUGGACGAGGCGCGGCCGCAGCGGCUACGUCAAGGAGCCGCUCGGCACACACGGCUACUUCAAGGCCACGUUUGAUGGUCGCAUCAACCCGCAAGACUCAAUCGGCAUCAGCCUGUACAAGAGGGUCUGGCCGCGCAACGCGAUGCCGAUCCGCGAGUCUCUGCUGGAAGCGGGAUCCGUUGCUGGUGCUGUUGAAGGUGAUGGCGACUUGACCAUGGCGUAA
Molecule: messenger RNA, 2442 nt
Organism: Cordyceps fumosorosea ARSEF 2679
Lineage: Eukaryota; Fungi; Ascomycota; Sordariomycetes; Hypocreales; Cordycipitaceae
Product: Ribosome biogenesis protein BMS1/TSR1
Exons: 2
Coding region: 1-2442 (813 amino acids)
Biological process (GO): endonucleolytic cleavage of tricistronic rRNA transcript (SSU-rRNA, 5.8S rRNA, LSU-rRNA); maturation of SSU-rRNA from tricistronic rRNA transcript (SSU-rRNA, 5.8S rRNA, LSU-rRNA); ribosome biogenesis
Cellular component (GO): preribosome, small subunit precursor; nucleus
Molecular function (GO): GTP binding; GTPase activity; U3 snoRNA binding
Source: RefSeq, a predicted model, not a curated record